This is a messenger RNA of Abrus precatorius (Indian licorice), 1257 nucleotides long. RefSeq names its product ras-related protein RABC2a-like. Gene Ontology annotation, molecular function: GTP binding; GTPase activity. Bases 211 to 852 code for a protein of 213 amino acids. Lineage: Eukaryota; Viridiplantae; Streptophyta; Magnoliopsida; Fabales; Fabaceae. The record is from RefSeq and is a predicted model, not a curated record. The transcript has 6 exons.
GAGGACAUUUGUCCUAACCUUUCUGAUCUUCUUGGACCAAACUCUCAAGUCUCAACCGCUUGGACUACCUGCCAUCUUCAUCUCUUUGUCUCAUUCUCUUUCAAAAUCUUCUUUUUUUGUUGUUGAAUAAUUCUUCACCCUUUUUCUGAAAGGGAGUGAUGAUCAUGGUGGAAUGAUCCAGUCACAGUUUGGAAGCUGAAAAAAGAAGACAUGGGUUCUGCUUCAAAAGUUGGAAAUAGCAGCUACGAUUACUCCUUCAAGGUUUUGUUGAUCGGUGAUUCUGGUGUUGGGAAGAGUAGUCUUCUCCUCAGCUUCAUCUCAAACUCGAACUCCAUUCAUCAACUCUCCCCCACAAUUGGUGUGGAUUUCAAGAUCAAGCUUUUUACAAUUGGUGGAAAAAGAUUGAAGCUUACUAUAUGGGACACAGCUGGACAAGAGAGGUUUGGAACUGUUAUAAGCUCAUACUACAGAGGCGCACAUGGAAUCAUCCUCGUCUAUGACGUGACACGACGUGAGACGUUUACAAACCUGGUGGAUAUAUGGGCAAAAGAAGUUGAGCUUUACUCCACUAACCAUGAUUGCAUCAAAAUUCUUGUUGGCAAUAAGGUGGAUAAGGAGAGUGAAAGAGCUGUAACCAAAGAAGAAGGUAUGGCUCUUGCCCAGGAACAUAAAUGCUUGUUCCUAGAGUGUAGUGCCAAAACUAAAGAAAAUGUUCAGCAAUGCUUUAACGAUCUCACUUUAAAGAUAUUAGAGAUGCCAAAUUUACGGGAAAAGGGGUCUGUGGUAGUAAAGAGACAAAAGCAGAAGCGCAUAUAUGAGACACCUCAAAAUGGCAGUUGCUGUUCUCAGUAAAUAUGCAAUUGAUUUUACAACAGGGAUAAUACAUGUACUAGCUGGUUUUUGUAUCAUAUCAAGUGACAAGUGUCACAUUCAGAUAGUUUGGAUGACCAUAUGCUCCAAUAUUUUUUCCAGCCUAUUUUCAUUACUUCCAAGAAGGAGUUGCUUUUGAGAUGGUUGUUUCCCUCUGAAUAUCUUUUGGAGCCACACUAUAACAAAUUUUAUAGUUGUCAAGAUGAUCACAAAGCUUUUCAAUAUAUUGUGCCUUUUCUUCUGUUAUAGUUUUGGAAACACAGCGGUCUUGUACAUCAUAUGUAAAUAUGUCUCCAGUUUGAAAAUAUUAGGGGUGGUUUAAAUUUGGUUAGUUUAGGAUAUGUAGCAACAUUACAUAUACUAUUUUGGGUUUGGUUCUCCCCUCCU